GCCCCGCUCCCCCGGCCGGAGGUGGAGCCUCCCCGCGCCGCCCCCGCCCCUGGCGCGGCCUGGGCGCUACGCGAGCGCGGGGAUCGGCCGCGGCCUGCGGGCCGCCAUGGCCGCCGAGGUGAAAUCCAAGCUGUCCAAGAACCUGCUGCGCAUGAAGUUCAUGCAAAGGGGUUUGGAUUCACAAACUAAAAAACAACUAGAAGAGGAAGAAAAGAAGAUAAUUAGUGAAGAACACUGGUAUCUUGAUGUACCAGAUCUAAAGGAAAAAGAGAGCUGUAUAAUAGAAGAGAGAAGCUUUGUGCGGUGUGAGGAUCUGGUUUAUGGCAGAAUGUCCUUCAAAGGAUUCAAUCCAGAAGUCGAGAAGUUAAUGAUCCAAAUGAACUCCAAGUGCAAGGAAGAAGAAAUUGAAGAGGAUGAUAAAAUGGAGGCUGAUGUGUCAGAUGAAGAAAUGGCCAGAAGGUACGAAACAUUAGUGGGAACAAUAGGGAAGAAAUUUUUGAGAAAGAGAGACCAACGUGUACUCAAGGAUGAUGAUGAUGAUGAUGAAGAUGGUGAAGUUGAUGAAGACAGGAAUAGUAACAUAAUACCUAGGAAAAAAGCUAAGAAAAUGUUCUUAAAACCUCAGGAUUAAUGUAAACUGCACAAGUGGAACCAAUAGAAAUGUUACCUAAUGCCUGCCAAACACGAACUGGAGAUUGUUUGGAGAUUUUGCUAUUUAAUGUAAAGGGUGGAUUUGUAAACCUGUUCUGUUCUCACUGAAAUUUCAGCCAUCCACAACAGACAUUUUUCGAAGUGGAUGUGUCACAGUGGAUGUUAUACAUCCUUUCCUCCCUCAGCAGCUUUUAAUGUGUGGGGCACUAAUCCCACCAGUCUCUUUUAAAUGUUGUGCAUAACCACAUCAGGUACCUCAUGCAAUGGAGAGCAAUGUUAUUUACAAUUUAGGAUAACAUCUGAAAGAACUAUUCAAAGUAAAGAUGAGCUGUGUCCAAUUCAGCAAGGCAGUUCAGUUUCCACUGCUUUCUUUAUAAUGAAAAUGAAAACCUUUACUGUCAUCAAAUUGAAAAACGUCAGCAGAAACAUGGGGUUCUUGUGAUUUUUUUUUUUUUAACUGUGCUAAAAAUAAUAUGGGAAAAGAACAGAGAGAUAAAAUCCACCUUACUGAAUUUUAUUUUUUAUAAAGUUUAUUUAAAAAUAGAGGAUUUUGUAGUGCAACUUUUUUUUAUAGAGCAAGCCAAAUAUUGGGCAACGUUUACGAUUUGACAUUUGAGCAGAUUGUGAGUCUUAGUUUCUGUCUUCCAAAAGAAGUUUGCUAAUCUUGCCUCUUUUUCAGCAAAAAAAAAUCCAAUCUUAUAAUUAUCCAAGUCUUGUCGUAAAAGCAUAAUAACGGCUUCAGAAACAUUCCUGAGAGCUGAAUAAAAACUGUGGGGUUUUGUGCCUAA
This is a messenger RNA of Myiozetetes cayanensis, 1439 nucleotides long. It is a transcript of the gene MPHOSPH6, whose product is annotated as M-phase phosphoprotein 6. The coding region runs from base 107 to 631 and encodes 174 amino acids. The record is from RefSeq and is a predicted model, not a curated record. Lineage: Eukaryota; Metazoa; Chordata; Aves; Passeriformes; Tyrannidae. The transcript is spliced from 5 exons. Gene Ontology annotation, biological process: maturation of 5.8S rRNA.